Messenger RNA from Bombus terrestris (buff-tailed bumblebee), 980 nucleotides. Its product is annotated as transcription factor SPT20 homolog. The record is from RefSeq and is a predicted model, not a curated record. The transcript has 2 exons. The coding region runs from base 45 to 866 and encodes 273 amino acids. Lineage: Eukaryota; Metazoa; Arthropoda; Insecta; Hymenoptera; Apidae.
AGGAUCUUCACAGUUCGACUUCGAAGAACAAUCCAACUAAAAAAAUGAACUCCAAAGUUGUCUUCUUCCUCUUCUUCUUGGGUCUGUCUCUGACCCAGGCAGUUCCAACGAACAUCAACGAGAAAUCACUGGACGAAGGCCAUAAUCUGAAGAUCGACAAGACAGAAGAAGACGACCAGGCUAGAUCCAAGAAAUCAGUCAUCUGUCUGGACUCAGGUAGCGUGGUACCUCAAGCACAAAGUUAUAGCAUCCAAGCUGCUCCUCAGCCUGUUCAAACGUUGAACAUUCAGCAAGUACCCCAACGAGUGCAAACACUUAAUAUCCAAGCUGUUCCUCCACCAGUUCAAACUUUCAGCAUCCAACCUGCUCCUCAGCCAGUUCAAACCUUCAACGUGAUUCAACCUCCUGCUCAAACUUCCUUGAAAUUCAUCCAACAGCCUCAACCUUGCCCACCUUCUCAAACCAACGUCAACAUCAUCCAACCACCAAAAGAAGAGAAACCUGUGAAACCAGUGGUUGAGACUAUUAUCAAAGAGAAGAUUAUAAAGCCUGAACCUAAACCAGAGAAGAUUGUGGCCCCUAAAAUAGAGAAGGAGCCUGUUAGACCUGUGUACGAGGAACAAAUGGUGGUGGUUCCCCCCAAGCCUAUUAUGAUGAUUACUGAACCUGAACCUGUGGCCACUUAUGUCAAGGUACCUCAGUGUCAACAAUGCCAACAGAGUAUUAUGCAGUGCAGCUGCACUAAACAGCAAGUUCCUACUUUGGGAUCGGCUCUCUUCAUGGAGCCUGCUAUGAGGAUUUAUAAGGAGAGAAGUAUGAGCCGCCACAUGGUUCCCAUGACCCAUCGUACGCAUCAUCAUAUGUGAUCUGUGCACUUAAAAGAAGAGGUUACCAGAGCUGGACUUAGAGUAGUUAAGAAGAUCAAAAAUGAGAGAAAAUAUACGAUUGUGAAAAAUAUGAAUAAAAUUUGAAAAAACAUA